AUGCUGCUCUUCCACCUCGUCUUCAACGACAUUGACGACGCACCACAACAGCCGUUUGACACAACGUCUGCCCUUGCCGCGCUGCUCCUCGAAGCGUCCAAAGCGCACCAAGACGCCACACUCCACGCGUUUGUGCUGCAGAACCAAGACAUGCCCGUGCGCUUCGCGACGUUGUCGGCCGCCGACAAACUCCGCAUGCAGCGGCUCGCCGAGGCCGACUGCGUCGACAUGGCGCUCGUCACGGCCAUACCGAGGCGCUGCCCCGACAAGGCGCGCGACCGGUUUCUAACCAUGUGCUUGCAUUUACUCGACGCCGGCGUCAGCGACGACAACGACGAUGAUGAUGAUGAAGAGGAAGAGGGAGAGGAGGACAGAGAAGCAGAGGAGGAAGCCAACGAGCUCGGAAAAGACGACGCCGACUUGCAACAUCAUCUGGAAGCGUUUGGGACCCUUCCGCACGCACACUACAUUCUGUCGCCCGUCGUGCACCCCUCGUGUGCGCUACCGGCACAGCUCAAGCACGCGCUCCGCCAUAAACCGCUAUGGGACCUCCGCCCUCAUCUGCACCACACGAGCACGAUUGCAGACGAUGACCCGGUACGUUGUCUGGUCGUUUGGCCGCGACAACACCGCGUCCGGCUGCUCGGCUUUCGCACGUCGCUCGCGCAACUGAAGGCCCUUGUCGCCGGGACCUCGAGGGACCUCUACGGCUACGCGUCGAUCCCGGCAUUUGCGGCGGCCGUUCUGGACAUGGUCGGCUCGGACGUCGACGAGCCUUCGCUUCUGUGUGACGUACCGGACGUGCUCCGGCUCAGCUCCGUGCUGGUAGCGCUCGGUGAUGUUGCGUUGAUCCGGAACGUUCUCGCCGUCAUCGAGAUGGAGAAGAUGCAUGCGCCGCUCCGAGACGUGGUCGUGACGAUGCUGCGUCACUUUGGGUGGACGACACUGCAAUCGGCGAUCCAAGAUCUGGUUCAGCGGACGCCGACACGUCUUCUCGAGCUAUCGCAUGCCGCCGCGUUCCUCGUGGGCUGUCUCGAGCUCGAGCAGCCGUACCUCCGCAAGAUGAUUGUGGCGGCGUACUGGACGCUGCUCGAGAUGCUCGAUGGCCUCUCUGCGUUUCGUACCAACCCGAGUAUCGCCAGUGCGCUGCUCCAAGACUUGCUGCGCCUCGAAGGCUAUUUGCGCGCACCCCGUACGGCAGCGUCGCACCGCAUGUAUCUCGACACGCGUCUCCCGCCUGGCGUCGUCGACCAUAUCGCGUUGUUUCUGCGCCCCUGUGCACUCGUGGACGUCGUCACGACACAUCAUUUUGCACCGAUGACGGUGGUUGCGUCAGCACUCUACGCGCUACGUGACACCCACGUGGUGUCCGUCCAGUCGUACCGAGCACGCGUCGAUCGCGCAGUCGAUGGUGCGCUUUGGCCACCAGUUGACAAGAGCAAGGACCACAACCCUAACCGCAACCGAAACGUGACAACAGACAUGACCGCCGUGCUGGCGCUGGCCUUGCUUCGCGGCUCCGAGACGUUUGAAGCUCUACUCGAUCGCUGUCUCGCAGUGUGUACACCGACGAACGUCGUCGACUCGAUAUAUGGUCUCGUGACGCAGUGCCCCGGCGCGGUCCCGCCCGGCGCCACGAAGGCUCUGGCUGCCUGCGUUCUCGAAGCUGCCAGCAGUGGGAUUCGCAGUGCCACCACGAGCACGAUUGCCGUAGACACAGCAACGACGGCGUGGCAAACACUGCAGGCGCUCGACGCCAUAACGCAAGCGGAUGCAAUCGUCGAUGCCGUCGACUACUGCGUGGCCGCUCUCGCUUCGGACCACACGCGGCCCCAGUACGCUACCCGCAUCGUCUCUAAAUGGUGUCCAGUCGUUGCUGAGACGCAUGAGCUACCGCGACUGCGCCGGCUACUGGCUUUGUUACAGCCCACCUUGGAGGCGUCCGUGGCAGCGCAGCGUCGCCCGUCACCCAACAUGACAAAAUGGGCGAUUCCGUCGACGUACUUUUACUGCGACUGUGCGCUUUGCUCGGCGGCGGAGGCGUUUGUGCACGACCCGUCGCGUGGUGUGUUUACGGUCCCGGGCAAUGGCUGCAGUUGCAUCCAUUUCUUUGCCCGUCUCCAGCGCACCAAGCCCUUCCGCGACCUCGAGGUUGGCUACGAUGCCGACAAACUCGAGUUUUUCAAAGUUGGUGCAAAGGACGUACGCGACCAUGACGAUCUAGUGCGCGCUCUCGCUCUUGUCCGUGAUGUCGUUGACGGCGACGAUCCCGCACCCAAGCGGCUGCGGUGUGCCUGACUGUGGACCAACGAACAAAGCAUUUCGUUUGAUUUUCGAGUAAAAUAGGUACAAGACAAGGUGUCGCUACUCGUCGUCGUCGUCGCUGAUGCCUUGAAACGUGAU
Saprolegnia diclina VS20 is the source of this 2403-nucleotide messenger RNA. RefSeq lists its product as hypothetical. The transcript has 2 exons. Bases 1 to 2298 code for a protein of 765 amino acids. The record is from RefSeq and is a predicted model, not a curated record. NCBI's taxonomy places the organism in Eukaryota, Oomycota, Saprolegniomycetes, Saprolegniales, Saprolegniaceae.